GUCGGCCCGGUGCUUAUCGGGGCUCAGGGCGCUGGGGGCUUUUUGGUGCCGAUCCCUCCCGUCAAAUGGCCGUCAAAUGUUGACGGGGCAGGCCAGGAGUUUGCCAUCUUUGCAUGAAGGGACAGGCAACUCGGGAAGAGUGCAAGGAUGUUGCUAGCAUGCGCAGGGAGAAAAUUCGACAGGCCAAAGCCCAGCACGACCUUAAUAUGGCCGCCAUUGUUUGAGAUGAUUAAAACUAUGUUUUUACGAACAUAUUAAUAAGAGCAAGAGGAGGGCCAAGGAGAAUCUCCCUUCUUUAUUCAACGCGGUGGGGAACAUCACCAUCGAGGAGGAGGGAAAGGCUGAAGUUCCCAACGCCUUCUUCACUUCUGGCUUUAGCAGUGAGACCUGCUAUCCCCAGGGUACUCAGCCCCCUGAGCUGGAAGACGGGGCCGGGGAGCAGAAUAAACGCCCCUCGAUUCCCAGUGCCUUCUUUACUUCUGUCUGUUUCUGACUGUUGCACCUGUGCUGGACGUGCCGUUACUAUGAGUAACCCAAGGAGAACCGGACAGUAUAUAUAUGUAUGGACUCUGCAAAAACUUUGCGCGCGCUUUUCCCUUGUUGUGUUUUCCUUCCGCCUGUGAUCGACCGAGAAAGAGAACCCGCCCCCCCCCCCGCUUCCAACCGGAAUCAUGAAACAUUGUCACACUGCGGUGGUAACCAUCUCUGCAUUCCUGUAACAAAUCCUUGCUUUUCUUUUCUGUCUUUUCACUAUUGCUUUCGUCAUCCCACCUCCCAUCCCCAGGCCUAGCUAACCAAAACGUUUUACAAUAAACCGGUUGGGCAAAUAUUUGUCUCCUUUCUGAGUUUUAAUCUCACGUUGGCUAUACGUAUAUAACGAACCGUCUUGCUACCGAUACUUGGAGCCAGACAGACGCCCACCUCCAAGAAGGGUUGGAUGGAGGAUCCGGGGAACUACAGGCCUGUCAGCCUGACCUCGGUAUCGGGGAAGGUCAUGGAGCAGAUCACCCGGAGUGAGAUCACAGGGCGUGUGCGGGACAACCAGGGGACCGGGCCUAGCCAGCGCGGGUUCCUUAAAGACAGGUCCUGCUUGAUCGACCCGAUCUCCUUCUAUGACCAGGUGACCCGACUAGUGGAUGAGGCAAAGGCUGUGGAUGUAGUCUACCUAGACUUCAGUGAAGCCUUUGACUCUGUCUCCCACGGUAUUCUCCCAGAGAAGGUGGCAGCCCAUGGCUUGGGCAGGUGUACUCUGCUGCGUCAAAACCUGGCUGGACGGCCGGGCCCAGAGAGUGGUGCUGAAUGGAGUUCAAUCCAGCUGGCGGUGGUCGCUAGCGGUGUUCCCCAGGGGGUCAGCGUUUGGGCCAGUCCUGUUUAAUAUCUCGAAUGAUGAUCUGGACGAGGGGAUUGAGCGCACCCUCAAUAAGUUUGCAGGCCACACCAUGUUGGGAGGAAGGCUUGAUCUGCCUGAGGGUAGGAAGGCCCUACACAGGGAUCCGGAUGGGCUGGAUCGUUGGGCCGAGGCCAAUUGUAGGAGCAUCUACGAGACCAAGCGCCGGGUCCUGCACUUUGGUCACAACAACCCCAUGCAACGCAACAGGCUCGGGGCAGAGUGGCUGGAAAGCUGCGCGGAAGAAACGGAUCUGGGGGCAUUAGUCAACAGCCGCCUGAACAUGAGCCAGCGGCGUGCCCAGGGGGCCAAGAAGGCCAACGGCAUCCUGGCUUGGAUCAGAAAUCACGGAGUCAGCAGGACGAGGGAGGUGAUCAUCCCUCUGUACUCGGCGCUGGUGAGGCCGCACCUCGAGUACUGCGUGCAGCUUUGGGCCCCUCACUACAAGAAAGACGUUGAGGCUCUGGAGCGUGGCCAGAGGAGGGCAACGAAGCCGGUGAAGGGACUGGAGCACAAGACCUAUGGGUAGCAGUUGAGGGAACUGGGAUUGUUUCGUCUGGAGGAGGGGAGGCUCAGGGGAGAGAGACCUUAUCGCCUCUUUACAACUACCCGAAAGGUGGUUGUAGCGAGGUGAGGGUUGGCCGCUUCUCCCAGGUAACUAGCAACGGGACAAGAGGUAACGGCCUUAAGUUGCGCCGGGGGGAGCUUCAGGUUGGAUAUGAGGAAAAACGUAACAAGUUGUCUUAUUCCGCUUCUUCAAACGGUUUAAUUCAGAGUCAUUCACAGCUGCGAUCGUCACUCACGCAAGCGGAUCUACUGCUGACAAAUCGAGAUUCCUUGAGGAACGGCCACACAGUAAUUUCAUUUAGCAAGUUUCAACUAUUUAGAUUUUAAUGCAAAUAUUUAUUAGCAUUUUGAAACUCCCCCACUCCAGUAAGCCUUGAAUGCAAUCGCAAUUCAACAAAGACUCAAGUAAAGCCAGAGGCCUAACAAAGCACGAGAGGUGAUUACAUGCAAAAGCCUUACGGUGCCUGUAGCUACCCCUCCUACUGGUUAUGGAACAAUACUACGGCUUUUGUUUUUUUGGUUUUUUUUUGCUUUAUUGUUUGUUUGUUUGUUUGAUUGAUUGUUUUUUUAUGUUUUGUUCAUAUGUAAAAAAAAGAGAAAUGGACAAGGGCAGCCGAGUCUCAAAGACAGCAGAAGCGCAACAAUCGCCGACUCAAGUAUCACAAAGUCUUUUCCAUUUGGGAAAGUUUCCGCGGGAGAAAUUAAUUCUCUACGUCGCAAAAUCCGCGACUGAAAAGAAAGCAGUGGCAAAACUCCGAGUUUGGUUAAGAACAGGCUGACGCGCACCGGUCAGAAAUCAUGCAGGUAGAGUUUAUUUGGCCUCGCGACGGGGCCAUACAACAGACGACAGCUGGAAGCUUUCUUCCUACCUUAUUCUUCGCUAAUUCUACGCCUGCUGCUUGUCGAUGCUGCUAGUACGCGAUAAAACCCACGCCCUUUUAUUUGGAAGCUGGGGGAAGACAGCAAGGCCUCAAACACACAGCACAUCCUAUAUUAUCUUUGGGAGACGGAGACCCACCGUUUUAACUUGCAGAACCAUUCCCAUCAGUAAGACACGCGAGACAGAGAUGAUAUCCCCAUGCUCCAUCUUUAUUCUGCAAAUGCUGCUCAAAGCUUUUCAUUACCCUCCAUAGGCACCCACCAAAAACAAUUACAUGUCACCGGUGGCUAGGCUGACGGGCAACACGUGAAACCCAUUCGGUGGCGAUCCGUACGCG
This is a messenger RNA of Gallus gallus (chicken), 3171 nucleotides long. RefSeq lists its product as uncharacterized. The transcript has a single exon. The coding region runs from base 1230 to 1916 and encodes 228 amino acids. The record is from RefSeq and is a predicted model, not a curated record. NCBI's taxonomy places the organism in Eukaryota, Metazoa, Chordata, Aves, Galliformes, Phasianidae.